GUCUCGUCUUUUUCGUACUUCUACAUACAUAAAUAAGAUCGUAGGUGUUUCAUAAAUAAUCGAUCGCAGCCCCUAAAGAUCUUCUUAUGUGUUUGUAAGGAUACAAGUUGAUUGUGCAUUCUCGUCUGAUGGAAGGGAUCAUUCAAACAUGAAGUAAACAAUGAAAUGUAGCUGUAUAUGCUUCACUAAAUUGAAACCUUGUCCUUAACUCGUGUAUAAACACAUCAACUCAUUCCCUUGUGUAGGUUCUACUGAGAAUAAUUUCAUUUCAUUUAUAUUAUUUUCUUUGGGUGAAUAGAAGACACAACAAAACGUUUUUGUAGGUAAAAACAUCUUUUUCUAUAUAUUUAUUUUUUUGGCAAAAGCAAAGCAAACCUCAUACAUUUCAUUUCAUCAGUCGAUUUACAGUUCUCGUUACGUUCGGGCUGGUUUUGUUGUGUUUUUCUUUGUCGCAUCACACGUUUUUAUUUCAAAAGUGAAAGAGAGCCUCGAGAGAUAACAUUUUAAUUAAAAAGAUUAUUUCAAUCGUCGCUUUAGAACAGGUUAAAACAAAAAAAGAAAUUAUUGUCAUGGAAAAAUUGCGGCAAAACUGCUGUUGACGUCGUCCUUAUCUUAAUUAAUUGUUAUUAGUUUUGUGAGAAAAAUGAAAGCGCUAUUAGAAGUUUAAAAAAAGAUCUUUACAAAACAUUACCUAAGUUAUGAGUUUUCUUCUGUUGAGUGCUGCAUUAGGCAGAUUGCCGGUAGUGAACGACUGUCCGGGUCAAACUGCUAGAGUUACAUCCAACCUGCACUCGUCUAGCAGCACAAUGGCAGUAAGUCGAGUGCCAUCACCACCUCUACCAGAGGUCAACACACCAGUCGCAGAAAAUUGGUGUUACACUCAGGUCAAAGUCGUCAAAUUCAGUUACAUGUGGACGAUAAACAAUUUCAGUUUCUGUCGAGAGGAAAUGGGCGAAGUAUUAAAAUCAUCCACAUUCUCAGCGGGAGCAAAUGACAAACUUAAAUGGUGUUUGCGAGUGAAUCCGAAGGGUCUCGAUGAAGAAAGCAAGGACUAUCUCUCCCUCUACCUGCUUCUUGUGUCGUGCAACAAAUCGGAAGUACGAGCCAAAUUCAAAUUCUCAAUUCUGAAUGCCAAGCGCGAAGAAACCAAAGCGAUGGAAUCACAGCGAGCAUAUCGCUUUGUUCAGGGAAAGGAUUGGGGCUUCAAAAAGUUCAUUCGUCGUGAUUUUCUCCUCGACGAAGCCAAUGGUCUCUUACCUGAAGACAAAUUAACCAUUUUCUGUGAGGUCAGUGUGGUAGCCGAUAGUGUGAAUAUAUCAGGACAAAGCAACAUAAUACAAUUUAAAGUGCCAGAAUGUAAACUGUCGGAGGACUUGGGCAAUCUAUUUGACAAUGAGAAAUUUAGUGAUGUGACGCUUUCAGUUGGUGGAAGAGAAUUUCAAGCACACAAAGCGAUUUUAGCUGCCAGAAGUCCAGUAUUUGCAGCUAUGUUUGAACAUGAAAUGGAAGAAAGAAAACAGAAUCGUGUUGCUAUAACUGAUGUUGAUCAUGAAGUUUUAAAAGAAAUGUUAAGAUUCAUUUACACCGGCAAAGCACCAAACUUGGAGAAGAUGGCUGAUGAUUUGCUUGCAGCUGCAGAUAAGUAUGCCCUGGAAAAACUUAAAGUGAUGUGUGAAGAAGCUCUUUGCGUCAAUUUAUCAGUCGAAACAGCAGCUGAAACUCUAAUACUCGCCGAUCUCCACAGCGCUGAUCAACUGAAAGCGCAAACAAUUGAUUUCAUCAACACCAGUCACGCAACAGACGUGAUGGAGACUGUCGGCUGGAAAAAUAUGGUGACGACACAUCCGCACCUCAUAAAUGAAGCAUUUCGCGCCCUCGCAACACAACAAAUACCACCUAUCGGUCCCCCGCGUAAGCGAGUUAAAAUGAGCUGAAAUAGAGCGUUGACAUCAUUUGCCACCGUGAUGUCAUCGUCAUCAACAGCCCAUUCAUCCCAUUAUUCAACAAUAACUUCCCAAUUAUCAUCAUCAACGCCACCGCCAACACUGACAUCAUUGCUGCACCAAAAACUGACGACAAACUCUCCAAAUCAUCAUCUCCAUCAACAACAUCAUCAUCAUCAUCAUCAUCAUCAACAUCAACAACACCCGAAGCCAAUUGUUUCGGGAUCAGCUGAUAAACAAGUUUUAUUAAAUGAUAUUGCAUCUGGUCUAGCGUCAGCUGUAAGUCAAGCGGUGUCAGAUGCAGUGUCAUCAAUGCACCAGCAAAUGAACAAUCAAGAAAUGAUACAGCGUCGAACUGAUCCACCAUCACAACGUCAUCACUUCUCACAUUUGCGUCAGCAACUUGAGAGUAAAGAGCCGUCUUAUCACGGCACAAACAGUACGAUUUUGAGAAAGCGUUUAUCAAAUAUAAAUAUUGAAGCUGCUGUGGCAUCAGCUGUGAAUCGCUAUCUCACAACAACUAUCAAGAAUAAUCAGAAGAUGACAAGAAAUCAGUUGGAUCAAGAUGAGAAUGUCAUUUUAAUAGAUGGCAAGUGUUUAAUUCAAAAUUAAUCAGAUUAAGCGCAGUGUUUGUAAUGAGUUAGCAGUAUCGCUUCGUGUAACAAUGAUAGACAGUUUAAUCUCUUCUUUAUGUUUAAAAAUAUUGUUUUUAAGUUCUCUUAAGUCAGCAAAAAGUCAUUAAUUGGGAAGUAGAUUCUUCAACAAAAUUAAAAAGAACAUUUUCUUUAUGUCAAGUGAUAAGUGAUAACACGUGAAAUUGAUUGUAGUGGAAAAAAGAAGAGAAAGAAAUUAUCAAAAUUGAAGAAGAAUUUGCAUUAAAAAAUUGAAAGGAAAUUUAAGCUAGAUGUAAACGUGUUAAGAAUUUAAAUGAUAGCAUUAAAGAUAGUUUAGAUGAAGAGAGAAACAAAACAAAAACAAGUUUGAAGUGAACGAAGAUUAACUUAUUUUUGUGUUAUUUCUUAUGUUGACAUUACUUGCAUUCAACAUUUCUUGAAAAUAUAAGUUAAAUAUUUGAAAUAUUAUUACCUAAACUGGUAAAACUCGGGGUUAAAACUUGAUUUUACAAGAAUAUUUUGUAUACGUAAGUUGCGUUAUACGUAACCUUACGUAUGCUAACAUAACUUAACAUCAUUGUAACGCAGUUUGUCAACGUACAUAAUUAAAUAACGCAACUUAAGUAAACGCGAACACAGAAAAUUUCUUUUUCUUUCCACUCCCACAUCCUCUUAUUGUUUUUGGAAAAGCUUUCGUAAAAAAAUAUUCAUUGAAAAUUUUGAAAUUUUAGUUGAUGAGAUUUUUUUUUGUAUAUUAAUGAUUGAAUGUGAGAAAUUUGAUUUCACUGAUAUUGAAGAAUGGCAAUCGGGUUUCACAACCAAUUGCUAUUAGCAUAUUUUAACAUUUUGAGAUCAAAACUUUUCAUUCGAAAGAAAAUUCCAAGGAAAUUUCAAAUCGACCAAAACAAAAGAAAUGAAAAGUAGAAAAGAAAACUUUUUUGAAAUGUGAUUUAACUAUAAAGAAAUUCGAUAAUAAAAGAAAAGCCAGAAGCUAUCAUCACAUAAAGUAUGAGAAGAUUUGGAACUUGCGUCACUUUAGUUAGUGCAAAUUUUAUUUCUUAUUAUUUUCCCAUUUUUUCUCCGAUUACCCUAAAAUCCAUCCCAACAACAAUGUAGUUUAAAAGAAAAAGUUUUAGCAAGAAAUUUUCAUUAGUUCACAAUUCGAUGUUGAUAAUUUUUAAGUUUAUUUUUGUAACCUUUUUUGCAAUGAAACCCACCAAAACAUGUGUUGAGGAGCGACACCAAAUAAGCGAAGAUCAUUUUAUGUAAAAAAAAACAUCAAAUUUAUAAAAUCGUCAAAGACUCGCUCUUCGACUUAUGCAACUUUUAUCUUAUUAUUUUGAUUUUCUCUUUUCGUCUCAACUCAGCGCUUUCAAGUGAAAUCAAAGCUUCACCUGGGGUUUAACAAAUAGCGAGGAGAAGAAAACUUUCGUGUGAGAGAUUAUCGUCUAAAACUCCCACGUAUUUCACAAAGAAAAAAAAAAACAUUUUUCAUUUCUAUUGUAAAUAACUUUUCUUUCCGCGAACUGAUUUUAUUCAACCGUUCUAUCCUAUCCCUUCCCCAGCUUCUUAAUAAAUAAUUCGUUCGUAAUCAAUUAAUUAAUUUUUUUGAUCUCUUGUUAUAUAAUGAUUUUAAUUUAGAAUUUUGUUUCUUCUUAACUUCUUUUCUCUCGUGUUAAAUGACAAUUGUGAAGCGGAUUGUCGCCAAAACAUUAAUUAAAAUUAAAAAAAAAAUAAGGAUGAGAAUGAAUCAUAAUUGAUUAAUGCUAAUGAAAAUGAAAAAAAAUAAAAAAAAAACCUAAAAUGAAUGUCUAGUACUAUGUAAUAAUUUAAUAAUUAUUUUACGAUCGACAAAUUAGUGAGUGAAGGCAACAACAGAAAGUUCUUUGUUUUCUUCUCGUUAAGUCCUUAGUUUGGUAAUGAAGAUUAAGUGGACAAAUGAACUUAUUGAUAAGUUUUUUUCUCGUAUGCAGUAGUGUUAUAAAAAAAAGUUAUUCGUAACAGAUAACUUCAGAAAAAAAUAUUGAAAACUAAAUUUAGUUUUUUGUCAAUGAUUCUCGAUGAAAGAAAGAAAAGUUUCCAUUCAACCACGAUUAGAUUCUUUGUUUUAAUUUUCCUCUCGUUCAACAAAUUUUUAAAGCAAAGAGAAGUUUGAAACGCGAUUAAAGAACAUGUGAAAAGCCAUAAGUUUUGCUGUGAUAAUGCAUUAAAAUUAAAAACGACAAACACAAAGAGUGAUGAGAAAGGAAACUGACAAGAAGAAAAUUUCUUCUCCUCUAGAAAUUUUCUUUUUCAUCAUUUUGCAUUUUUUUAAUAAUUUUCUUCAUCAUUAAGUUGGAGUUUUUACUGCCCAGAAAAAUCGUGAUUCAAAGACUUUCAUACCACGUUCGAGCCUCUUUUUUUCUUUCAUCGCUUAAAUUGAAUUCAAUUCAAUUUUUUUCUGGUUGCACAAAGGAAACUUUUCACGACAGCAUCGCAGACCAAAACCCAAAAAAGAAAAAAAUCCAUAAAAAAUAAAACAGAAUAAAAAAGUAAUUUUAAAAGUUAAUGAACCUUUGCAAAGGUGAAUAACUAGUAAGAAUUUUUUACAAAACCCGAAACACAACAGGAAGUGAACAUGAGUCGCCGCAAAGAGCUUUUUAAGUUUUUCAUAUGUGAAGGAAAAUUUGUCCCAAAGUUUUCUUUUUUGUGUCACUUAACAAAUUUUUCAACACAGUUGAUAAUGUUUCCCGCUGUAAAUAUGAAAAAGAAUGAAAGAAAAAGUUAAAAGAAAAUCCCAAGCGACAAUUUUUCAUUGUUUGUAGUCGAUCGAUUAAAAGAUGGAAGAAAACCCAACAAUAAUAAUUGUAGUAGUGAUUCGGAUGCAAUCAUAUUGCGAAUGAAUCCUUAAAUUUAAUUAAAUGCAUUAGAUUUUAAUUGUACCACACAUAAAACACAGACAAAAAUCUACAAGCAGAAAUUGAGUCCAGAUUUUAUUGGAUUUGAGUAUGGACAAAAAAAAGGAAAAGAAAAACUUUAAUGAUUGAGAGUAAUGAAGGAAAAUCAUGAAAGGAUUUUUCCUUCUGUUUUUGUGAGAUGACAGAACAUAAGUUGUAAUAAAAAUCUGGAGGAUUUUUUUGAAUUAAAAC
This is a messenger RNA of Clunio marinus, 5685 nucleotides long. Lineage: Eukaryota; Metazoa; Arthropoda; Insecta; Diptera; Chironomidae. The record is from the annotation of a GenBank genome assembly.